GAGUAAAUACCAAGUCAGCGAUUGCUCUAAGUCAACUGCCGUUGUGUUAUUAUUUAGGAGUAAAUACCAAGUCAGCGAUUGCUCUAAGUCAACUGCCGUUGUGUUAUUAUUUAGGAGUAAAUACCAAGUCAGCGAUUGCUCUAAGUCAACUGCCGUUGUGUUAUUAUUUAGGAGUAAAUACCAAGUCAGCGAUUGCUCUAAGUCAACUGCCGUUGUGUUAUUAUUUAGGAGUAAAUACCAAGUCAGCGAUUGCUCUAAGUCAACUGCCGUUGUGUUAUUAUUUAGGAGUAAAUACCAAGUCAGCGAUUGCUCUAAGUCAACUGCCGUUGUGUUAUUAUUUAGGAGUAAAUACCAAGUCAGCGAUUGCUCUAAGUCAACUGCCGUUGUGUUAUUAUUUAGGAGUAAAUACCAAGUCAGCGAUUGCUCUAAGUCAACUGCCGUUGUGUUAUUAUUUAGGAGUAAAUACCAAGUCAGCGAUUGCUCUAAGUCAACUGCCGUUGUGUUAUUAUUUAGGAGUAAAUACCAAGUCAGCGAUUGCUCUAAGUCAACUGCCGUUGUGUUAUUAUUUAGGAGUAAAUACCAAGUCAGCGAUUGCUCUAAGUCAAAUGAAAGGUGUUCAUUUUGGUAAGGCAUCUGGACGUUCAACGCCAAGGAGAAGUUCUUCAAGGUCAAUAAAGAGAAAAAAGUUUGAUGAUGAAUUAGUGGAAAGCAGUUUAAAAAAUCCUGGCAAAACUUUGGGUCUACCAGAAGUUCUAGAAGGCAAGGAAAAGUUCAAAAAGGUUUGGCUUAAGUAAUAAUAUUGAUUUAGAUAAUGAAUUCAUCAAAGCUGAAUAUACUAUUUCAUCAAUAUAUUUUAGUUUGUGAGCAAACCUCCAGGUGCUAUUGGCCCACCUUUGAAUAAGAAACAAAAGAAAAAUAAGGUCAGUUUUUAGGGAAAUUAAUUCUAGACCACUCAUUCACUGUUGUCUAAACUGCUCUCAUUAAAGAAAGGUAGUGAAAUAAACUUUUACUUUGAAGGAAUCAGGGUUUGAAUUAACAGAUAGCGAUUCGCGAUUCGCUAUCCGUUUUUGGGAUUUCGCUACUCAUUUUGCUAUACAGUAAUAUAAAAAAAUCACUAUUCAACCUGAGAAGAUUUCACAUGUGAAAAAGAAAAACGGAUAACAUUGGAAGCGUUCGUUUUCAAACAAUUCUUUGUGUAUUUUGAGGCAAAACAUUCUCUCAUUUGCGCUGAUAUUUCUGAAUAGACAACAGAAUUCUGUUGUGUUUCCUAAUGGCCUCAAGCUGUGUUUUGGUUUAAUGUUUUAAUAUGAUAGGCUGACAGUGUAAAAUUGUGUCAAAAUCCACUUAGGAAAGGUCAAAUGUCAUGUUACUUGUUCACACAACUAUAUAAUCAGAUUUGAAUUUCACAAUCACUUGGGUUUAAAACCCGAAUCAACUAACUCACUGUUCAAUAACUUUCUAGUUUAAUUCAUAAUGUGUCAGAAUAUGCGAUGUACGCAAGUUAAAUGUUUUGCUUCUGAGCUUUGCCAUAUUUACUUUAUGUACAGUAUUUUGUUUGUACUUUAAUUUGCUCUAACUUUGAAUAAAUGCCUUUUAAUGAAAGUCAAAAUGAUUUCAGCUCUAGACGAAAUUUUGAUCUAGACAAGAACGAAACCAUUACCACAGCUGGAAAGAGCAUCUUAGGAUGAGUAAAAUUGCAAAGUUUGGUUGCGAAUUGUUGUAAAAUGAGGAAAAUAUAGCCCUGUGAAGUUCGCAACAUUUUAUAUAUAUUCGCAUUACAUGCGGGAAAAAUAACCAUUUUUGAGCCAAAAGUGGUUAUUUUUACUGUGUGUACUGACAAAUAUAUACAACAUCUGCGAACUUCACAGGGCUAUAUUUUCUUCAUUUUACAACAUUUAGCAACCAAUCUUUGCAGUUUUACUCAUUCUAAAAUGCUCUUUCCAGCUGUGCUGUUGCAUUUCGUUCUUCUUGCCUUGAUCAAAAUUUAGUUUAUAGCUACAAUCACCCGUUUUAACUCUUUUAGAUUUUGCACGAAUUUUUACGGGUGAUAAUUGGAAUCAUUUAAUUUUACAUCGUCAUUUUCUCACUUUUCUGUCUUGUUAAUCUUACACAACUACCAAAAAAUAAAGACUACUUAAUUUAAUCUUUCUAAUUAUAACAGCCUUUCUGGUUGAAGAUCGAAUGCUUAAUCCUUUUUUACUGUAUAUGCAACACAGUAAUCACUUAGUAGAAAUUUGCUAUUCACUUUUUAUUGCACGAGUCAAUGGGUAGAAAUUUGCUUUUCACUUUUAAAUAUUUAAUUCGAACCCUGGAAGGAAUUCAUAUCACCAUUUACUGUAGGGUAAUACAACUCCAUUGAAAGAUGUUGGAAGGUGGCGCCCAGCGGAUGAUCUUACACUUAUAACAGCUGUUCUUCAGGUGAUUGUUUUACUCUGUCAACCUCCCUCUAAAUCACUGAAAUCAAUAGCUUGUUGUGUCAGCAUUUAAAUGAAUGACUAUUUUAUAGACCAACGACUUGAAUGCAGUGCGCAUUGGUUGCAAGUUCUCAUGCAGAUUCACAUUAAGUGAAGUACAAGAUAGAUGGUAUGCAUUGCUGUAUGAUCCAGUAGUGUCAAGGUAUAGCUAGUACUGUAUUGACUUACUUUAUUAAUACCGCAUGCUCUGAAUUUGCAGUAUCCCAAUAUGUACAGGAUACCAUAAUUUGGUUUUGUAUACCAUGAAACUCAAUGGUUUGUUUUCCUGUGAGACUGGAAUGCUAUAUGUCUAGUAUAUAGUUUUUGAGGCUUUCUUCUUUUUCCUGCUGGUGAGGAGUCAUUAAUGAGAAAUAUUUUUUUGUCUAGGUUGGCAUCAUUUGGCAUGAAACAGCUACCUGCUGACAUUGUUCUGCAGAUUCAAAGCAGUACAUUAUGGGGCAGAGAGGAGGAAGCUCUUCUGGCCAAAACCUCUGCGGUAUGUUACUCAAAGAAAUUUCUCUUGGUAGAAAUGUAAUUAAUAACUGCUGCGUGAGAUAUUAUGAACAUGUCCUAGAACACCUGCAUCUCAUAAGAAGUUUAUCAUGAAAUAAACUUUUAUCAGUCUGAGCAAAAUUUAUAUCUCGGUCAAACUUUUUGUUCAUUUCCCCCAGGGAGAAGAUGUUGCUGAAAAUGUCUUGCUUAAUUAAUGUUUCUUUCAUUGUGAAUAUAUGUAGACUACAACAGCAGCUGUCGAAUAUUUUCAACAUUUACUGGAUGAAAAUCCGAUGACGUUUCAUCCUUAUAGAACAGCCAAGUCUAUAAUGCAACAUUGGCUUCAGAUGAAACAUUAUCAACUGCUUGACGACCAGACAGGUAUCUUCCUUGAUAACAAUAUGAGUAAUCAUGAUUUUGCUGUGUUGGUGUUGUGUACUCAGGUGAAUAUGAUGUUUGUGAUGUUACUCUGAGUGUAUAUUCACACAGGGCAAGCUUGAAAAAUAUGCCUGUCCAAAGGUCAUAGCUUCGAUUCCCACCAUGGACAGGCAUAUUUUUCAAGCUUGUCAGUGUGGAUAUACACUCAGAGUAACAUCACAAACAGUCAAACAUCAUAUUCACCUGAGUACACAACACCAACACAGCAAAUCCAACAGAAUGAAAGUGUUGGACUCUUUUAUAUGAACAUUGACCACCACUGAUCUUCUCCAGGAAUAGUUUUGAUGUGCAAUGAUUGUUGUUUCAGUUCUAGCACUGGGGAGUGCAACAGCUACAUUUUCUGACUUCGAAGAGCAAGUGAAAGAUUCAGAAUUAACGUAAGUUUAUAACUUAUUAUUAUACAGAGGUUCUCCCAGGAAUUCUGGAAAUUAUUCAAUUGUUGAUUAAGGUAUUAAUAAAAAGUGGUCCAUUCUAGGGUUCCCAGAGACGAGAUAUUGGAACACGAACUGAGUCUUGCAGAUCGCAGAGCAAAACGUGAAAUUCGACAGUUGGAAGAAGAAAUUCCUAGAUGGCAAGCAAUAGUUGACAGUCUGAACGAGGCUGGUACUGCUCCAACUGAAUUUGAUUCUCAGACAUUGGCUGUUUUAAGAGGAAGGCUGGUGCGAUAUUUAAUGCGUUCUAGAGAGGUAAGAAUUUUGGACGGUUCAGAUAUAGAACGGCUAGUGAUUUGCUGCUCCAGUGAUAAAUUUUAUUUUUUAGAUCACAGUGGGCAGAUCAACAAAAGACAACACUGUCGAUGUGGACUUGUCUUUGGAAGGCCCAGCUUGUAAAGUCUCAAGAAAACAGGUGAGCGCGUAGAGUGAAAUUUCAGUGUAUUAAUUCCAAACAAGUAAUACAUGACACAAAACGCGAUAUGACUUCGUUAAAAUAGGGCUUCGAAGACGUUUUCAUUUGACUUAAAGCAUCGAUGUUCUCUCAAUGUACAUGUGUGUAUAUAUAGUGACGUUUUCGAUUAAAAAACGCCGACCGGUAUUCAAUCGAGCCGUUGUGGACGGUGACAGCCAUUUUUUAUUUCAAGCGAGAACUGCUGGCCUUAUAAGUAACCGCUUAAUUAUUCAAUGCUAGUGACUUACAAGUGAUUUUCCAACAGGCUGUGAUCCGUUUGAAGCCCGAUGGAGAAUAUUAUGUGGUGAAUGAAGGUCGACGACCAAUAUUUAUCGAUGGUAAACCAGUUUUAACAGACGUGAAAGCCAAGUUGCAUCAUAACUCCACAUUUGAGGUACGUUGUCCAUAUUUGUGUUAUGAUAGUCCAUAUCCAAUCACGUUUCAGUAAAACAUCGGCAAUACAAAUAUCAAAAGACUGUAAUUUUUUCCUCUUUUUUUCUUCUCUACACUGCUGUAAAUGUAAAGCUUUAAAUUUGUCUUCUUUAAAAGCUAUUCUAUUAAUUUUGUAGGCUGUUUUUCGGCCGUUUUCAAAGUACAUGAGUAAAGUUACUGUAAUUUACAAUCUGGACACAGGCACUGCACUUUAUUAACGUCAUAUAAUUACAACGUGAAAAGUACAAAAUCAAAUGCACUUAUUUUUGUGCAAAAAUUAUUUGUUAACUUUGGUGGUAUUGUUGUCUGACUCUGUGGAGCACCUUAACGUUAAAUGAACUACACAUUGACCCAAUAGUGCACUCGCAGUCGGUGCUAUUAUACGAUACCAAAUGCAUAUGAUACCAAUUACGGUUUUACCAACAAAAAUAAUUUGACAUUUAAUGUCAUGAUUAAUUGAAAAAGAAUAAUAUGUAAAUUCCAGGACACUUUCCAAGCAGCCGACCAAUUAUUAAACUUCGCCAUUCCUGAAAUGUCAAAUGUGUCGCAUUCCUGAAUGUUUUUAGGCCAAAACAACGUUUUUCGAGUACAAAGAACACCCUCUGUUUCAGUUAUAAUAUUAAACACAUGAAUGAAAAGUUUUAAGUAUUAAGUAUUAAGACGGCCAUUUUAAGUCUUAAGUUUGACUUAAAAUGGCCGGCAAGGACCUGUGGAUUUAAAACAAUUACCGGCUGCUAUUUGAAAGCCUGAACACUAUUAUAUUGCAAGUAUAUACAAGACCAUUCUGAAAAUCACUUCUGUGAGAAUGCCUCCUGAAUAAAGAUUGUUAUCAUCAUCAUCAAGUAAACUAUUACAUCAAAUGUCCUUCUCCAACAAGAUGCUGCUUACAUUAUGUCACACCAUGACAUCUCUUAUUGCGUUUGUAGAUUUGCGGACUUCACUUCGUGUUUUUAAUCAACAAGGAUUACUCUUCCGAACGUAAAGAUCCCGAGAAUCAUUAA
Paramuricea clavata is the source of this 5701-nucleotide messenger RNA. The record is from the annotation of a GenBank genome assembly. Lineage: Eukaryota; Metazoa; Cnidaria; Anthozoa; Malacalcyonacea; Plexauridae.